This is a messenger RNA of Alternaria rosae, 2184 nucleotides long. RefSeq lists its product as uncharacterized. The record is from RefSeq and is a predicted model, not a curated record. Gene Ontology annotation, cellular component: commitment complex; U1 snRNP; U2-type prespliceosome. Gene Ontology annotation, molecular function: protein binding. The transcript has 5 exons. Gene Ontology annotation, biological process: RNA processing; mRNA 5'-splice site recognition. NCBI's taxonomy places the organism in Eukaryota, Fungi, Ascomycota, Dothideomycetes, Pleosporales, Pleosporaceae. The coding region runs from base 138 to 1811 and encodes 557 amino acids.
CUCAGGCGCAACUUCGACGCUCCCACGGUACUGUCGCAAAGCCCUCAACACGUCCACCUGCCCGUCAUCCUCCGUCGCACUUUUCUCACCCCCGAUCACGAGACACGCUCUACUGGCAUCGAUUGACGCGCGACAAAAUGUUGACCACCGGACGCGGCAGCAUUGCCCAGAUACACUACACGGGCGAGGAAGCUGCGGGUGAGAUCAACAAGCUUCUCAGCGCGGUCGUAGAGAACGAAGACGACUUUGAGAGAUGGGAAGCGCUCGUCACUCGCGCCUCUGACCUCGAGGGCGGCGUCACCCGCAACUCCAGCCCAUCCGCCAUCGAACUCGUGCGCAACGUGUACGACUGCUUCCUGACCAAGUUCCCGCUCUUCUUCGGAUACUGGAAGAAGUAUGCCGACCUCGAGUUCUCCAUUGGCGGCACUGAGACGGCUGAGAUGGUCUACGAGCGCGGUGUCUCGUGCAUUACACCCUCAGUAGAUCUGUGGGCCAACUACUGCACCUUCAAGAUGGACACAUCGCACGACAACGACAUCAUCCGAGAUCUGUUCGAACGCGGUGCCCAUUUCGUUGGUCUCGACUUCCAGAGCCACCCAUUCUGGGACAAAUACAUCGAGUUCGAAGAGCGCAUUGGGGAGCCAACCAAUGUCACCAAGAUUUACAGCCGCGUCCUACACCUGCCCAUCUACCAAUUCGCCCGAUACUUCGAGAAGUUCUCCGUCCUGCUCAACAGCCGACCCGUCGAUGAGCUAGUCGACCCCGAUACCCUCGAGGAGAUGAAGAAUGCGAUCCAACUGGAGAACCAAGGACAACCCGAGAAGCCAGCGCUUGAGAUUGAGCGGCAACUGCGCAACAAGAUCCACGAGCACUACUACGCCGCAUACGCAAAGACACAGCAGGAAGUGACCAACCGCUGGACCUUUGAGCAAACCAUCAAACGGGCUUACUUCCACGUCACAGAGCUCGAAGAUGCCGAGCUCGAGAACUGGCGCAAGUACUUAGAGUACGAGGAGAAGCAGGGUAACUUUGAGCGUACGUCUUUCCUGUACGAGCGCUGCCUCGUUGCUUGCGCGCUCUACGACGAGUUCUGGCUGCGUUACGCCCGCUGGAUGUUCUCGCAGGGCAAAGACUAUGCAGAGAACACGAGGAUAAUCUACAUGAGGGCGAGUUGUAUAUUCGUACCAAUCUCGGCUCCUGAAGUACGCCUGAACUGGGCACGAUUUGAGGAGAAGCUCGGCCGUACUUCUGUCGCACGCGAUAUCUACUUGGCCAUACUCGACGAAGCCCCUGAAAACACUGAGACUCUCAUUGCUCUAGCAGGAGUAGAGCGACGCCACGAAGGCAACGAUGCGGCCGUCCGCCUUCUAGAAGAGCACAUCGGUCGCUCAAACAACUAUAUCGGUGGCAUACUAGCUGCUGAGCAGGCACGCAUACUCUGGCAAUGCAAGGGCAGCGUCGACGCGGCCCGCCAAGUGUUCAAGGACAAACAUGAGCGAUUCCUGGACUCGCGCGAGUUCUGGGUCAAAUAUCUUGAAUUCGAGAUCGCACAACCCUCACCUGAUCAGGAAGAGGGCCAUUCCCGCAUAAAGGCAGUGCACGAGCUGAUGCGCACUAAAGGACGCUUCUCCACAGACGUCUCAAAGGAACUCUCCCACUACUACAUGACUUAUUUGCUGGAUCGUGGUGGCAAGGACGCAGCCGAGGAGUACAUGCAGCUGGAUAAGGAUGUCAAUGGUGCGAAACAGAUCGAAGACGCCGCCACUGCUCCUCCUGUGCCUCAAAAGCCUGGUCACCGAAGCCGCUUCUAGGAGUGCGAUAGUAACUUGACGAGGUGUGACCAUCCCCAUCUACCCGAGCUUUUCAUAUUCGAAUACUGCGCCCCAAGUAAUGUCUGGUCAGCUAUCCAUGAGUCGCGUCGAGGCAAAAAGUCUUGAUGCGAUUCCGAUAUCCGAACCAACCGCCUUCUGAUGAGCAGGUUCCAAGCCAUGGGUAGACCCGUACAAUCUGUCUCAUCUCAUAGGUAAACCAUCCUGUCCUUUUCCUUCUAAUUCUGCUGUUUGCACUGUAAAAUUCCUGGCGUUAUUUCUUCGUUCCAUGCGACAUCGAUGUCAUGAGAGGACGUGCCCGCAAGAGACCUUGUCUUAGCUUGGGUAACGUCAGGUCGAUAGCCGGUCGUGUCGA